GACGACAUUGAUGGAAUUCAGUACCUCUACGGAAAUAAAAUAGGCCCUGGUCCUACUCUCAACGCCACAGUAAUACCUAAUCCGACUAGUUCAUCUGUCGUGAUAGCGUCACCAAUUGUAGAUCCCACCAAAGACCCCUGCAAGAUGCUCAAGUUUGACACCAUCACUGUGAUUCAGGGACACCUGCAUUUCUUCAAAGAUGGGUAUUUCUGGAAGGUAUCAAGCAAGACAGAUGUAGGUCGAACGGGACCAUUUUCCAUUUCUCAGAGUUGGCCAGCUCUACCUGCUGUCAUUGACUCUGCCUUUGAGGAUGUUCAGACCACAAAAUUAUACUUCUUUUCAGGAAGAAGGUUCUGGGUGUACACAGGAAGCAGUGUGCUAGGUCCCCACAGUAUUGAGAAGCUUGGUUUGCCCCCAAGUGUACAGAAGGUGGAGGGAGCGCUGUAUAGAGGGAAGAGCAAAGUGCUUCUCUUCAGUGGAGAAAACUUUUGGAGGUUUGAUCUCAAGACCCAAAUGAUUGACAAAGGAUACCCCAAAUAUACCAGAGCCAGCUUUGGAGGUGUCCCUAAUGAUGCUCAUGAUGUGUUCAAGCAAAAAGGCAACAUUUACUUCUGCAGAGAUCUUUUCUACUGGCGCCUGAAUUCUGGCAGGCAGGUGGACCACACCGGCAAUGUGAAGUACGAUCUUCUGAAAUGCCCAAAAUAAUCAAGAAAUAACAACUGAGAUACAUGCACAGAUGGGCUGUGAGGCUGGAGCAACCAAAUGUUUCUUUGUGCAGGUGUCUGAAAGAAUGUGAUGCAGUGUUUGUUCAUCAUGUCUUUUGUAUGAUGUAUGUGCUUUAUGCAAUGUGAACAACUGGCUUCUUUUGAAUUUGGCUGAUUAUUAUUUAUACAGCAUUGGACUGAAUGCAAAUCAAAGGCCCAGAAG
Molecule: messenger RNA, 927 nt
Organism: Poecilia latipinna (sailfin molly)
Lineage: Eukaryota; Metazoa; Chordata; Actinopteri; Cyprinodontiformes; Poeciliidae
Product: matrix metalloproteinase-9-like
Exons: 6
Biological process (GO): extracellular matrix organization; collagen catabolic process
Molecular function (GO): metalloendopeptidase activity
Source: RefSeq, a predicted model, not a curated record